CGGGGUAAGGUCUCGUACUGAACGUGUUGCGUCAGUCUUACUCAUAGUCGUAAAUUACUCAUAAUAUUCAUUACUCAUUCACACUACUAUUAUUGUGUUAAUGCUCAAAGUACGUAGCAUCUGUUUUUGACCAAAGUUGGGAUUUUGUGAUACAAUUUGGUCCCCCAGAAGUGUUCUGCAUUCAGGAGAGUAAAAUCUUUAGUCUUCUUGUCAUUAAUAUGAUCUCGGCGUCAGUGACAACCAUGUUUCAUCGUAUGUUUGGACGACGGAGGUCUCCUGUGGAAGGGGAACCCAAUGCAGACUCUGGCACUGAGGCCACAGAAGGACAGGCAGACAUUGUCAACAGUGAUGAUUUCGUCUUGUUAGGUGAUACUGAAAGUCAGCAAAGCACAAUGUAUGAUCCCCCUCCUGGCUAUACUGUUGGUGGGGCUAAUGCCUUUUUACCCUAUGGGCUUGACCCUUCUGCGAGACCAGAAGCUGGGCAGAGGCCAACAAGCGCCGAGGUUCAGACAGCAAUAGAUGGCAUCCCUUUCAAACUGGGAUCCAACGUCCUGUUACAAGGAGACGCAGAUAGUUGCGACAUCAGCUCUAUUUCGCAGAUGAUCCACAGAAUCAAUAGCUUUAACUGGGAUGAAUAUGAAUACAGCUUCCAACUGGAAAAAAGUGUUUUGCAAGAGUUCAGCACAAGAGAACAGCCAGAUCCGGAGUAAACUUUUUUUUUUUUUUUGUUCUUUUCUUUUUUAUUUCCCCUUUGCAUAAUGUUAAUACCAACAUUUUUCUUUUACUUUUAUGUUCCUGAAAAUCUCACAAAUCCUGGAAUGAUGAAUGUUGAAAUAAUAAUGUCCAAUAAUGACUGAAACAUGAAAUGAAAUGACUUGUAAUACCAUUACAUAUUCCUAAUUUUUAUUAGUAUCAUUUGCUCUAAUCUGUUUAUAGAAUUCACAAAGUUGUUUUUUAAUACUCAUUAGAAUAUGUCUCUUGAUUAUUAUAAAAAAAAAAAAAAAAAAUGGCUGAAAAAUCCAUUGCCAUUUUACCUACAUUAGUGGAAUGUUUCACCAUUUUUUUAUUUUUCUAUUUUUUCCUGUAUUUUUUUCUUAAUACUUUUUUCUUCUUCCUUUUCAUCUUUGUCAUAAGUUUCUGUUUCCUUUCUUUUUGUUUAUUAAUUUGUCUAAUUGUUUUCAGAUUUAUUUAGAUUUUAUACAGAUAAUUUGAUUUAUAUGAAAAUUCUAUGUAAGCUACAUACAUUAAUAUUAAUAUUGAUAUUGUAUAUGAAUAUGUAUGUUUAUAUUAUGUGAGCAUUAUUAUAUAUUGAUAUCAAGUUUGUAUGAAUAUUACGUAUUUGUUAAUAUUUACAGGAAUAUUAUAUAUCAGUAUCAAUGUUUUCAUCAAUAUUAUACCCUCAGUAUAUUUAAUUACUUAAUUACAAUUUAUUUUCUCUGACUCUACAUCUAGACCAACACUUAGUAGUAUACCCUUCUCAGGCUUAUUAUAAAUAUAGACUUACAUUUUAUACCCUUUAUACAAUGGUCUUCACAUGAUUCUCCACAAAGAGAAUUAAAGCUCUUACGCAAUGAGUCGUCUUCUCUGGUAGUUUCUAGUUAUUAGAAAGAGAAGUGUAUAAGGUUUUAUAUUUAUGUAUCGUGUGUGUGUGUAUGUGUGUUUGGGGUUUGUUUUUUGUUUGUUUUUUAUUUGUUUGUCAUAGCUUUUGACAGUUUAUGCAGUAACAAAUUUCUGAUCAUUGCCUUUAAACUUAUGUAAAUAGAUAUAUUGACUUUGCUAGAUAUUCUCAUCUCAUUAUGCAAUGCUCCAUGUAAGGUCAAUUUGCUUAUGAGGUCCCGUUACCCUGGUUUUAUCCAAUUUUUGCCUGUUAUUUUCUCCAUAUAGUACUUAAUUUCCUGUGAAUUGGAAGAAACUAAUAGUGUAAAGGGAACCAAAUAGUUGCAAUAGUUGAUAUCAGAGUGAAUGUGGAAUGAAAUUCUAUUUAAAUGAAGUUAGUCUUGUGAACAAAAACUUAACCCACCCAAGGUUAAUUACAGUGUUUGUUUGUAUUCACUCUAUGGUAAAGAAGCAAAGAGAGAGAUUGUCAUGAAAUGUGAACAUGAGCAGAUAGAGAAUAAACCAAUGGAUUGGUUGUUUAGAGUAGUAAAGAUUAAUAAUCACUUUUGUAAUGUUUUCUGUAUAUAUACUGAUAGCAUAUCUCACUGAAACUCAUAUGUGUUGACAUGCAUUAUAUAGAUAGAGAACAAUUCAGAUUUCCACCUGCUCAAAUCAUUCUUUAGUCAGGUUAUUUACCAAUGUUUUAUGUAUAUAUAUUUACAUAUGCAUUACUCAUGUUGAAUUGUUAUACUGACACUAAUCUACAUUAGAGGAUCCUUUUCAAUAGGUCUUUCUUUUUCUUACUAGCAUUUAAAUAGGUCAAUGAUGCCUCAUCCUUUUUCUUCUUCUUCUUCUUCUUCUUCUUCUUCAUCUUUGUUUUCAGUACCUAUUCUCUUUUGGGGAAUGUUAUUCCAAUGCUGCCAAGAACAUAUGAUGGUCACUAUAGUUUUGUUUUGUGCAGUGUCUUUACACAUAGAUUGUUCCACAGGUAUUCAGCCACUAAGGUGUCAUAUAGUAGAUCUUGUAACCUCUCAUGAUUUCACCUUUCCUUGAAAUUUUACAAAAAAGUUUUUAUUUUUUUACUAAUGCCAUUAAUGCUUAUCUUAUUAUUAUAGACAUUAUAAGUAUCAUAACAUUAUUGACAUUACUAAUAGCAUCCCCCUGUAUUUGCUCCUCUGUUUUCCCUGACCCACCAAAAUCAUAUAUCCUCCCUCUGUCCUCUUCACCCAUUUCCUUGACCAUGUCUCCAUUCAUUCCUCCAGCAUUUAUUUUUACGCUGAUGGUUCCAAAUCCACCUCUUCAAAUACACCCUCCCUCCUGAAUCUAGUGUCCUUACUACAGAACUGUAUGCACUCCGUUUUGCCUUAAAACGCAUAUACUCAUUGCCUUCUUCCUCUUUCAUUAUUUUUACUGACUCCCGUAACUCAUUAACCCUUAUAAAGUCUAUGCACUUGACCAAUCCCCUUGACUAUAAAAUCCAGAACUGGUUGUUCUACCUGUCCACACACCAUAAAUCUAUCAGAUUUUGCUGGGUGCCCAGCCAAGUUGGAAUCCCUGGCAAUGAACAGGCAGAUACUCUAGCACGCUACGCCGUCAUGUCCACAUCACACCAACCACGCUUCUCACAUAUUCCAGCCAUGGAUUAUUAUCCCCACUUAAGACCUUCCUGUAUACCCAAUGGCAAUCUUUCUUGUCAAGUCUCUGCACUAAUAAAUUAUAUACUGUAAAACUGUCAAUCUCCUCUUUGUCAGCUCCAUUUCACUGGACCAGACAUUGGGAAACAGCUCUUGAUCACUUAUGUAUUGGCCACACCCACUCAACACAUGCCUAUCUAAUGUCACGCUCUAACCCGCCUCUAUUCCCCCUAUGUAAUGUCCCUCUUUCAGUUCCACACAUUCUGUUGUCCUGUCCACGCUUUACUACAUCCCGCACCUCUGCUUUUCUCCAUCUAUCCUCCUUUCACCAACCUCCCAACAUAUCAAACACCCCUACAGAAUCCCACAACUUCUGCUUUCACGACCUGUUCUCCUUACUCAGACUCAUAAUUAUCCUUCACUUGAUCUUACUCCCUUAUCAACUCCUUUACCCAUCUUUAACGUUUCAAUAUUACUCCAGAUAGUUGACGCAUAUCAACUAUCACCUGUUAUCACCUUUUGCUAUAUCUUCCUAUAGUACUAUAUGACCUCAGAUGUCUAGCACAUUUAUGUUGCUUUCAACCAUUAACCAUUACUAAUAACAAAAUAAGCUAAAAGAGAAUAUUUUCAAAACUCAAGGAAAAGAAUAAACACAGGUGAGAUAUACUAGUAAAUGACUUCUAGGUGACUAAGCACAUGUAGAGACAUCUGUGUGUAAAGACAAUUAAUGAACUUGAUUGUUAGCAGGGUGUGUACAUAAAUUCUCUCUCUAGCAUCAUUGGGUUAAAAAGAAUGAAAAUAUAUACAAAUAUGUAUCAUGGGAUUACUCAGGUUCCUUUUGCUAUAUGAAUAAUUUUGGUCUUAAUAUUUUGGGAUGAAAAUCUUUGAAAUUACACAGAAAAGGAUAGCCUCUCAAGGCAUUAUUGGAGAUCAGCAUCGGCUCUGGAAUACUUGUCUAAUAAUUCCAGGUCAUAACAUUGAAACUUAGUUGUUACUUGUGUGUUCAACUUUAGCCUGUGAUUAUAUUCCUCAGUUUUUAUGUGCAUGUAUUUGUUUUUAGUAUUGCAACUGCAUUUUGAGUCUACACAAUUCAAGUCUUUUUGUCAGUGUGUCAGAAUACAAUUAGGUGUCUUGUUAACAUCUAUAGAAAGCCAGUAUAGUUGACUUCUCUUACAGAAAAGAGCCAUAUAAUCCUACUCACAAUUACCAUUUUUUGGUUCACAUCUCAAAGAAUAAAUGCUUUUAAGACAACAUGCCCAUACCAGUCUACUUUUCUGUUGCAAAGGAUGCCAUUGUAAAUUUCUCAACCUACUGGCACUAAGAAGGCAUAUAUACAGUUUACUGUGAUUUUAGUUAAUUACUUGUUUACACAGAGAUGGCUCCAAUAAGCUCUUAGGCAUCAAGAACUCAAUUAGUGAGUUAUCUCAUCUGAUUAUCCCAUUCUGUAAAUUUCCAUGAAAAGUUUUUUGUCUAGUACUCUGAAUAUUGUUACUAUUACUGUUAUUGUUAUUAACAUUAUUGCAGUAUUACUAACAAUAUUAAUGGCAAUAAAAGAAGGAAUAUGAAUAUUUCCGAAAAUCAAGGGAAACGGUAAACUGGGGAGAUCAAGUAGGACCAUUAAAUAAUUCCUUGGUCGCUAAGCUGUGGAGCCACCUGUGUAUGAACAAUAUUAAUGAACUUAGGUCACACUGGAUAUGGUAUGUAUAUGUACCCACCUGCCAUCAAGUGGUUAAUUGAUGAUGCAAAAUAUGUUUUUUUCCCUUGCCUGUAUCAGUUCCCAAUGGCCAAACCCAAGGCCUUUGAACAUAAGCAUAAGCAAAGUAUUUUAUGGCAUACUUACCUAUUACUGCCAAAUACUACUGAAUAUCUUGAUACUACAGACAUCAUGAUGUAGUAAUUAAACUGUAUGAUUCAAGUACUUUCAUUUUAGGCUGAUGUACAAAGGUACAAAUUUAGAUGCAUUUUAUGGCAUUUUAUGGCUUGUCAAUUGCCAAUGUGGUUGUAUUGAAUAUAUAUUUGAAAUAAUGUUUUUAAAAAGUAUAUCACUUUGUGUGUGUGUGUGUGUGUGUGUGUGUGUGUGUGUGUGUGUGUGUGUGU
Molecule: messenger RNA, 5327 nt
Organism: Penaeus vannamei (Pacific white shrimp)
Lineage: Eukaryota; Metazoa; Arthropoda; Malacostraca; Decapoda; Penaeidae
Source: RefSeq, a predicted model, not a curated record